AAAGAAUAGGUACAUGUUGAUCAGCGAUAUGCAUUGCAGAGCAGUGCUCGCGCUCGAAUAGAGUAAUCCACGAAAGAAAUCAAAACCCCCGCGAUCGCUCCUUUGAAUUUCGUUUAUUUACGCAUAAUCUAAAUAGCAUCCCUGCACACAGUCCCCCCCGCGUGCAAUCCGCUGAUGACUGAGCAUGAGGGUUUCUCCAAAGCCCCCCCUUGACAUUCUGCUAUAAAUGGACUUGUUAUUCCCCACAAUCUUUCCCCACAAUUCAUCUCGUAGCGACCUUUCUUUUUGUCUAGCAAUAACCAGUUUUUGAUUCUUCCACAAUCGCUUCUUGAAGAAACAACUGUCAUCAUGAGCUAUGCGUGCGAUUCAUGUUCUAUGGGAGUCACCAACCUUCAUUGCGGAAAAUGCGGGAAGGGAUUGGUUAUGGACACCAUUGUGGAUGGUGGAGAGACAAUUGCGGUUUCACGCUGUCCUGGCGGCUGCGGUAUGAUCAAAUCUCCCACCUGCUGUGGCAAGGACAUGAAAAAAACGUCCGAGAAAGUCAGUGGCACUGAAGCUGCCACCAGCAAGAUCAACUACAGCUGUGGUAAAUGUGGUAUGAGCGUCAAGGAUAUGCAAUGCAACAAGUGUGGCAAGGGCCUCCAAGGAGACACUGUUGACGUUGAAGGCAGCAAGGUUGGAGUUUCUAAAUGUCCGCAGGGAUGUGGUAUGAUCAAAUCUCCAAUGUGCUGUGGGAUGGACAUGGUGACUGUCAAGGCUUGAUGAACGACAUCAUCAUCACCGAAAUUGCCAGCUGAUGGCACAGAGGCAUAGCGUAAUAACUCUGUAAAACUACAUGAAAUGUAAAUCCAGGAUGAAGAAGCAAGCAGCUUUAAUCUCAAUGUCCCCCGUAUCUCCCAA
This is a messenger RNA of Spizellomyces punctatus DAOM BR117, 900 nucleotides long. RefSeq lists its product as uncharacterized. The transcript has 4 exons. NCBI's taxonomy places the organism in Eukaryota, Fungi, Chytridiomycota, Chytridiomycetes, Spizellomycetales, Spizellomycetaceae. The record is from RefSeq and is a predicted model, not a curated record. Bases 349 to 762 code for a protein of 137 amino acids.